This is a messenger RNA of Camellia sinensis, 2892 nucleotides long. Its product is annotated as transcription factor ABORTED MICROSPORES. Lineage: Eukaryota; Viridiplantae; Streptophyta; Magnoliopsida; Ericales; Theaceae. The record is from RefSeq and is a predicted model, not a curated record. Gene Ontology annotation, biological process: regulation of DNA-templated transcription. Gene Ontology annotation, molecular function: sequence-specific DNA binding; protein dimerization activity; DNA-binding transcription factor activity. Gene Ontology annotation, cellular component: nucleus.
UACUCUGCAGUUCACCUACCAACAUAACAAUCAAACUCUCCGCAUAAAAAAUAAAAAUAAAAAAAUUGUGAGAUAUAUUGUUGUUUCCUUUGUUUCUUGUACCUCCUUCAAUAAAUCCAAAAAUCACAAAAAAAAAAAACUCAACUUUUCUUGGAUUAUAGAUGAAUUGGGGUCUAUGGGAUGAGGUAGAUAUUGUCUCUAGGGAAGAUGGUGCAGUUAACCAUUGCUAUCAAAUGAAGUUUUUGUAUGGAUCUCUACUUUUGUUUUUUCUGCUUUAGUUUUGUUUCUUGCUCGAUUUUUCUUUUGUUUUCAUUGGUUUGUCCAGUCAAAACAAGUAACAUCAAGCAAGAGAAAGAACCUUUUUCUGGGCAGGUAUUACUUUUUGUCAUACUAUCAUUGUCUUUAUGCUCGUGAUUGUCCUAUGAUAAGAGGUAGUAGAUUACAUAAGCAUAUUUUGAAAAACACUUUAUGCUUUAAUAGUUUUUGAUUCGCUGACAAAACUCUCCAUUUUUGGUAGGAACAUGAUUUCUUACUAUGUUUAAAUUUCUCUUCUAUUUUAAAACAUUCGCAACGUAAACAGAAAAAAAAAAUAUUAUGAAAGUGUUUUGUAAUAGAAAUAUUGAGAGAUUUAGGAUAGAGAAUCAUAUGUCAAAUAUAAGAUCUCUAUUUGAGGAACACUUUAUGUUUUAUGUUUUAAAUCUUUUGAUUCACUAACAAACUCUCGAUUAGUCGUAGAAAUGAGGCCAAAUUUCUUUAUCCCUAAAUCAUUUAUCCUUGUAAAAUACUUACAUCCAUUAGAUCAUACAAGUGUCAUGAGACUUUUAAAAUAGGAUAAGGGAGAAAUUUUGGAAAAAGAAUACUGCACCGAAUAUAGAAUCCACUUUGUUUUGAUGCCAAAAUCCACUAGUUCUGAUUUUGUCAAUCCUACAUAUGGCCACCUCUCCCUCUCUCUAUCUCUAAGUAGAUUGUUGUUGCAGGAAAUAUGAACCUCAUGCAACAUCUCUUGGAGAGGCUAAGACCCAUUGUAAAUUUCAGAAGCUGGGAUUACUGUGUUCUUUGGAACUUGGGUGAUGAUCAAAGGUUUCUUGAAUGGAUGGAUUGUUGUUGUGCUGGAUCUGAGAACAUCCAAAAUGGUGGGGAGGAGCUUCUUUUUCCUACUUCUUCAGUUCCUCCUUGCAGAGACCUCAUGUUUCAGCACCCAAGGACCAAACCUUGCGAUCUUCUUGCCGAAUUGCCUUCAUCCAUUCCCCUCGAUUCCGGGAUUUACACACAAACAUUAAUGUCAAACCAAGCAAGAUGGUUGAACUUCUCUAAUAACUCGGAUUCGAAUGCUUUGGAAGAAACAGUUGGGACUAGGGUUUUAAUUCCAGUGCCAAUUGGACUAGUUGAGUUGUUUGUUGCCAAACAAGUCCCUGAAGAUCAGCAAAUCAUAGAUUACAUCACUGCCCAGUGUAGCAACAUACUAGAACAACAAGUCAAGGUCCAUUCAAACAAUAUGGAUCCAAACUUCUCAGUGAAUGUCAAUGAAAUCCAAUCAAACCCAUUUCUAUCCGAUAAAAACAGUGAAAAAGAUCACAACAAUCCAUUUCAUCCUGCAACAUCAUUGGAAAACUCGAACCUGCCAUACGACAUCACUGUUGAUCGAAUCCAGCUAUGCAAUUCCCCGAUGAAUUUCUUGCAACCCUUCAAGAAUGACAGCUUCUUUGAUGGAUCAAAUGACUCGUUCCUCGCUGACAAGCCGAUCAACACCUUUAACUCUUCGGGAGAGAAUGGAUUUCAAGAGAUGGAAGGACUGCAAAGCAAGGAUCAACAACAAGGGACUGACAAGGAUUCGAUUAAACACGAGACCGGGAGAUCAGAAUCAAUCUCGGAUUGCAGUGAUUUGAAUGAGGAUGAAGAUGAUGCAAAGUAUAGGAGGAGGACAGGUAAAGGGCCUCAGUCGAAGAAUCUUGUUGCUGAAAGGAAGAGAAGGAAGAAACUUAGUGAAAGGCUCUAUACUCUUAGAUCUUUGGUCCCCAUAAUAACCAAGUUGGAUAGAGCUUCAAUACUUGGGGAUGCAAUUAACUUUGUGAAGGAGUUGCAGAAGCAAGUAAAAGAUCUCCAACAUGAACUUGAAGAUCAGUCCGACGACGAAGGUACCAACAACAACAACAACUAUGGAAGAUCAGAGAUUUUGAACCAAAAUGGAAUUAAUAAUGUUGUUGGAUUGAAACCUGAUCAACUUGAAAACGCUCCUUCAAAUGGGUUUCACAUGGGUGGAGCUGCAGCAGCAGCAAGCAAUGGUGAUGUUGGUGGUGUUGCAGAACCCCCCAAACCAAAACAUGAAUCUGAUAGUUGUGACAAGCAGCGCCAAAUGGAGCCUCAAGUAGAAGUGGCUCAAUUAGAUGUGAAUGAGUUCUUUAUAAAGGUAUUUUGUGAGCACAAGCAUGGUGGCUUUGUGAGGUUGAUUGAGGCUCUCAAUUCUCUUGGCUUGGAAGUCACAAAUGUCAAUGUUGCUAGCUUCAGAACUCUUGUUUCCAACGUUUUCAAAGUUGAGAAGAGGGAUAGUGAAAUGGUACAAGUUGAUUAUGUAAGGAACUCUUUACUGAAGAUAACAAGAAAUCCAUCUGAAAUGUGGCCUGAUCAGAAUAUCAAUGACAAUGACAAUGGCAACGACAAUGACAAUGGCAUCGACUAUCAUCAUCAUCAUGAUCACCGCCGCCACCACCUCCACAGCAACCAAAUCAGCUCUCACCACCACCACCACCACCAUAACCACCUUCAUAACCAACCAUAAACCACAGGCAAGGAUUUCAAUGAAUGUGUCAUUUUUUAACUUCUUUAAGUGCUCUUUUGCCUUGUACAAGCUCGUGUAUGAGAUCAUAGACAUCUUAUGCAAUAAUAUGAGGCUUC